GCAAAUUUAGUGGCCACUCUGCGUUGUAUUUACUAACAAAAUUACCUGCUCUUAGUCGUUCUUGCAAAUCAAUUAAGCCUUAAAUGGCAGUGCAAAAAAUAAGUGUGCAAUAAUUAAUCACUGAUCGAUUGCUAAACGGAGUUAACUGCUAAGUACCGAGAAGAACAGCGAACAGCUGGCACAGACGGAGACAAAUUCCAAUGCACUUUCUCCCCCGAAGAAAACCCGUCGAGCGGCUUAUUUGACAUCCAUUCCGAUAUCAAUACAGAGAAAUAGAGAGAAAUAGCGAGAAAUAGAGGCCACAGCACCUGUGGAGCUGUGCUGUAGCGACAACCACAACAAGAACAAAAAGUUGAUUGCCAUCGUCUUGGCCAUUUUAUUGGGCUUUAUAGCCGCAGUCAGUCACAUACCGCCCGUUGUCGAGUUUGCCACGAUUCUUAAGCGUUUUGCGUUUGCGGAGCACUCCCAAGAAUUCAUAAUUUGCAUAUUUAGAGCCGGAGAUAUAUGCAAAGAUUCCGAUUGGGCGUAGCAUGUUCAACGAACUGAGUCAACCGCCUUGAAAUUCUGCGCUAAAACAAAACAGGAUGGCUUCGAUUGUGGAGAAAGUGCGUCGCGUUUUGGAUGCCAAAGAUCUGGGCGACAUAACGACGGAGCUCUGUGACUUUUCGCUGAAAGAACAGAAUGCAACUGCCGAGGCCCAAGGAGUACAGCCUUCAUCCGCCUCCGAUUUUGUUCCCAUUCUUGGACAGACUGUCACCUAUAUUGUGGCUUGUGUAUUAAUUAACGAGAAUGACGAGCUGCUUAUGAUUGAGGAAGCCAAACAGAGUUGUGCAGGCAAGUGGUAUUUACCUGCCGGCCGCAUGGAGAAGGGAGAAUCCAUCACGGAAGCAGCCGCCCGGGAAGUUUUCGAGGAGACUGGUCUUAAUGCCGAGUUAACUACUCUACUGGCCGUGGAAGCCGCCGGUGGCUCUUGGUUCCGCUUUGUGCUCACUGGUCGAAUCACAGGUGGGCGACUUAAAACCCCCGCGGAGGCUGAUGCGGAAUCAAUCCAGGCAAGAUGGGUGCGUAGUCCCAAGGAAGUACCUCUUCGGGCCAAUGAUAUACUUAACAUUAUUGAAAUUGGCCGAGCAUAUCACCAGGGGCAAAAGAUUGCAGUUAGUCCUUCGCCAUGGCAUGGCAAAAUACUGCCCACACGGUUUUCACACAAACGGAACUAUCUACGAGUUCUAGCUGUAGCCAGAAAGCGAGCCCACAACUCGCUGAACAUCCUGGUCAGCGAAAAGAAUGCCCACCACUUCCCUACAGUGGAACUGCAUCCUAAUCGCAGUCUGCACUCUACGCUGCGGAAGUUUAUGAUUGAAAUUUUUGGUGCGGAGCUGCCACAACAUCGACCACAUGGCUUACUCAGCGUGGAACACUUGCCUUCGGAGCAGCCGAAUACGGAUGGUAUAUGCCUUAAUCUGCUGGUGGCUUUCCGGCCGCCGCUGGAAGAAAUUUCCCUCAUCGGCAAAUGCAUUUGGCAGGAACUGGGAGCACCACUCGACGAAAUGUUAGGGCGCAUUGUCAGCAGCAAAAACGCCUCCAUUCCCCUGAAUGUGGUGCGCUAAUUGCCUUAUAGUUUUAAACUAGAGUAAUCUGUCCUAAUCUAUGGUGCAAGCAAUCUAUCCGUUAUUAGUUGCAAUUAAAUAUACCGACUGUUA
Messenger RNA from Drosophila eugracilis, 1700 nucleotides. Its product is annotated as 8-oxo-dGDP phosphatase NUDT18. Lineage: Eukaryota; Metazoa; Arthropoda; Insecta; Diptera; Drosophilidae. Bases 585 to 1607 code for a protein of 340 amino acids. Gene Ontology annotation, molecular function: 8-oxo-dGDP phosphatase activity; 8-oxo-GDP phosphatase activity; magnesium ion binding. The transcript has 3 exons. The record is from RefSeq and is a predicted model, not a curated record.